Molecule: messenger RNA, 768 nt
Organism: Hydra vulgaris (swiftwater hydra)
Lineage: Eukaryota; Metazoa; Cnidaria; Hydrozoa; Anthoathecata; Hydridae
Product: grpE protein homolog 1, mitochondrial
Biological process (GO): protein import into mitochondrial matrix; protein folding
Cellular component (GO): PAM complex, Tim23 associated import motor
Molecular function (GO): adenyl-nucleotide exchange factor activity; protein-folding chaperone binding; protein homodimerization activity
Source: RefSeq, a predicted model, not a curated record
UUUUUAUUCCCUGUGUAAUUAGGUAUUUUAAAAAAAAAGAUUAGUAAAAUGGCAUGUAUCCAGGUACUGAAAAGAGUUGCUGGAAUAACAAAUAAUAGGAGAAUGGCUUCUUUGACAAAUAUGUUCAAUUCCUUUUCAAACUAUAAACCGUAUUCUACUGAAACAACUGCCAAUAAAGAAGAAAUUAAAAAUGAAGAGGAUGAAGAAGGGAAAAGCUUAAAAAAGACCCUUUCAGAAAAAGAAAUUCUUCUAUCAGCUGCACAAAAAGAUUUAGCUGAGUUUAAAGAUAAAUAUAUUCGUUCAUUAGCAGAAUGCGAAAAUGUACGACGUCGUGGUGUUAAAAUGGUAUCUGAUGCAAAGCUUUUUGCAGUUCAGGGCUUUUCCAAAGACUUACUUGAAGUAGCUGAUAUUCUUGAAAAAGCCAUGCUAAGUGUUCCUAUAGACGAGCUUCAGAAAAACGAACUAUUAAAAAAUCUUUAUGAUGGAUUAGUUAUGACAGAAGCUCAUCUUCAAAAAGUGUUUUUAAAACAUGGCCUUCAGAAAGUUAAUCCUAUUAAUGAAAAGUUUGACCCAAAUUUUCAUGAAGCUUUAUUUCAGAAAUCAAUUCCUGGAAAAGCUUCAGGAACUGUUGUUGAAGUAAAUAAACCAGGUUAUUUACUCAAUGGUCGACCUGUUAGGGCUGCCCUUGUGGGUGUUGCUCAAUAAUGUAUUUCUUUUUGAUGCAAUAUAUAUUUAAUACAGUUAGAAUAUAAUUUUUUUAAAAAGUGA